AUGGUCGUUGCCACCAUGCCAUGGCUUACCGGUUCCCUCAAAGGCGCCUCUAAUCACACUCUUCAUUUCUUCUUCCAAGACAAGACCCCUCCUCCCACUCUCCGGAUCCUCGCCUUCGACACUGCUAAAACCAUGGCGGCCCUCAUUUCUCUGUAUCGAUCUCUUACCGAUAAAGAGAUUUCUAAGCUUCGGAAUGACGUCAUCCCCUCAAAGGGUGUUGUAUAUUUGAAUUCCAUAGAUGAGGAGUUUCUUCUCAAUCUCGCUUGCUCCGAACGUCUCGAGGAAUUGAACAAUGCCGCCUCCUCUGUUUCUCGUCUCAGCCGGAAAUGCGCCGAUUUGGGUCUCACCCGGUUUGAUCUUGUGUUUUCCGAUAUGAAACUUGGAAUCUUUAAUUGGGGGAAAUCGGAUUCGGGGUUCAAGAAUGUUGCGAAGCUUAUUGGGAAAAUGGAGAAAUUGGUGUUUGCCACGGCGGAGCUUCACUCUGCUAUGGAAGUUCUCGUCGAAAUGGAGGCGUCGGAGAAGAGGAUGCAGAAACGGAAAGAGAUAACCCCGAAACAGGGCGUUCCGUUGAAAUUCGAUAUGUUUGAUAAAAAACUCGCUUCGCAGAGAAAAGACGUAAAGCAUUUCAAGGAAAUUUCGUUGUGGAAUCAGAGUUUUGAUUACGCCGUUGGAUUAAUGACACGAUUAGUUUGCGUAAUCUAUGCUAGAAUUUUCGCCGUCUUCCGCCCAUUCGUUUCCGACCAGGUUUGUUCUUUGGAUCAAAACCCACAAAUUCAAAACCUCAGUAACAGAGUAUGGAGGUGGAAUUUCCAUGGCGAACACCAGAAAGUGGGCGGCGACGACGAACACAAACUCGUAACACAAUCCGGCCCAAUUCCUAAAAAUGGGAAAAAGGAAUUGAUUCGAUUUCCAAGUGGGAUUAGAGAAAAAAACAACCCCAGAAUUGAGUAUGGGGAAUUCGAUUCAUCGAUGGCGACGAAUAACAGAGUAUACACUUCAGCUCCGCCGACGACGGUGGGGGGAUCUGGGCUGUCGUUGAACUACGCAAACGUGAUAUUAUUUGCUGAGCGCUGCCUGAACGAGGCGACGACGAUCGGGGACGACGCACGUGGGGAGUUGUAUCAGAUGUUGCCGGCGAGAAUAAAGGAGAAGGUGAGGGCGAAGUUGAGAAGAAACAAUUGGGGGAAGAGAGGAGGAGGGAAAGAGGAAAUGAGGAGCGCCGACGACGGGCACUCGCUGGCAGUGGGGUGGAGGGAGGCGAUGGAGGAGAUGAUGGGGUGGUUGGGGCCGUUGGCUCACGACACAGUGCGGUGGCAGUCGGAGAGGAACAUGGAAAAACAGAGGUUCGACACCGGUUCGACGGUGCUGCUGAUGCAGACGCUGCAUUAUUCCGAUUUGGAGAAGACGGAGGCCGCCAUUGUUGAAGUUUUAGUGGGGUUGUGUUGUAUAUAUAGGUAUGAGAAUCGACGGCCACAGGGAUCAUAG
Molecule: messenger RNA, 1485 nt
Organism: Cucurbita pepo subsp. pepo (vegetable marrow)
Lineage: Eukaryota; Viridiplantae; Streptophyta; Magnoliopsida; Cucurbitales; Cucurbitaceae
Product: protein PSK SIMULATOR 1-like
Biological process (GO): positive regulation of growth
Source: RefSeq, a predicted model, not a curated record